Molecule: messenger RNA, 4957 nt
Organism: Arvicola amphibius (Eurasian water vole)
Lineage: Eukaryota; Metazoa; Chordata; Mammalia; Rodentia; Cricetidae
Gene: Ric8a
Product: RIC8 guanine nucleotide exchange factor A
Exons: 10
Coding region: 1062-2654 (530 amino acids)
Biological process (GO): G protein-coupled receptor signaling pathway
Cellular component (GO): cytoplasm; plasma membrane
Molecular function (GO): G-protein alpha-subunit binding; guanyl-nucleotide exchange factor activity
Source: RefSeq, a predicted model, not a curated record
CCUGAGAUGGGGGUGUUACCCGGAGCCUGAGCUCGGGCACUGAGCUGGAGCUGAGGCUCGGAAGCGGCUCAGUAAAGUUGUCGGCUGUCUGGGAUGCCGCGAAGCCCGGGUGUGAGAUACAGGAUGGGGAGGGCAGCCAGGAUCGAAGGAAACGGGCGAAGGGGACGCCAGGGCCUGACACCGAGUAGGCGUGGGGCAAGCGCCGGUCAGCUCAGAGGGUGACAGGUCAUCCACUGGAGCUUGGCUUGUGUGUCACCGUGGGGUACAUUUCACCGACUCUGCCUUCAGCUACGCGGCGUGCGGACCCGGCUUCCCACUCACUACCCAGCGCGCGCGCGCGAUCGCUUCUAAGCCCUGACGAGCAGCGACAGCCCCUCCGCGGCUCCUCCCACGGGAGUGGCUUUCUCCAGGGCUUUUUCACUUCUCGCCGAUCAUUCCUCGCACACGCUGCAGCUUUCUUUUGCCUUGGAAAACCACAUGAUUUUGAUGGUUUAGUUCUUUGUUUCUUUUAAGGCCGGUUUCACUAUGUAUCCCUGUCCGGCCCCCAAAUCACAGAUCUGCCUGCUUCUGCCUUUCACUGCGUGCGCCACCUCGCCGAGCUAGCCACCCUCUUCGGACUGCCCGAGUCGUUGUGCUUGUCCUUCCCUGUUCCCCAAAGAGCGUGCAUGAGCUUCGCGGGUCGGGACCGCGUGAAUAGGCGUGCGACCCCAGCCCACUAAGCGGCCAGGGGACAGUGCUCCCUUAGCUCUCUCCCCGUUCGUUGAUGAGCGCGUAAGAGGGACGGUCCACGCGCGGGCCAAGCCCCCCACCUACUCGCCCCACGCCUGCCAGACACUCCGGCCGAAGGGGAGGGAACAAGCCGCCUGUUUGGCCACCGCGGCCAGGUGGGCUCCACCUUCAGCCCGGGACCCGCCCCAUGCCCGCACACACCCUUUCGGCUCGGCCGCGCUCCCGGCAUCCCUCACGCGUGGACGCUGGACUUCCGGACCUGGGCGGAGCCCCUGGGUUUGGCCGAUUGCGUCUUCCCGGCCCAAGCUUUCCAGCACCCGGUGCCAGGGGCCAUGGAGCCCCGGGCAGUUGCGGAUGCCUUGGAGACGGGAGAGGAAGACGCAAUGACCGAAGCUCUGCAGUCGUUCAACCGGGAGCACUCCCAGAGCUUCACCUUCGAUGAUGCCCAACAGGAGGACAGGAAGAGACUCGCAAAGCUGCUGGUCUCCGUCCUGGAGCAGGGCUUGUCACCAUCACACCGAGUCACCUGGCUGCAGACUAUUCGAAUCCUGUCCCGAGACCGCAGCUGCCUGGACUCAUUUGCCAGCCGCCAGAGCCUCCACGCUCUAGCCUGCUAUGCUGACAUCACCAUCUCAGAGGAGCCCAUCCCACAGCCCCCAGACAUGGAUGUCCUCCUUGAGGCUCUCAAAUGCCUGUGCAAUCUCUUGCUCAGCAGUCCGACAGCACAGAUGCUAGCCGCAGAGGCUCGCCUGGUGGUGAGGCUAGCCGAGCGCGUGGGACUCUACCGCAAAAGGAGCUAUCCCCACGAAGUCCAGUUCUUUGACUUGAGGCUCCUCUUCCUGCUAACAGCCCUUCGCACUGAUGUGCGCCAGCAACUGUUUCAGGAGCUGGAUGGCGUGCGCCUGCUGACGGAUGCGCUGGAACUGACCCUGGGGGUGGCCCCCACAGAAAAGCCCCCAGUGGUACUUCCGGCACAGGAGACCGAGCGGGCCAUGGAAAUCCUCAAAGUGCUCUUUAACAUCACCUUUGACUCUGUCAAGAGGGAGGUGGAUGAGGAAGACGCUGCUCUUUACCGGUACCUGGGGACCCUUCUGCGGCACUGUGUGAUGGUUGCUGUUGCUGGAGACCGCACGGAGGAGUUCCAUGGCCACACGGUGAACCUCCUGGGGAACUUGCCCCUCAAAUGUCUGGAUGUCCUUCUCGCCCUGGAGCUACACGAAGGAUCCUUAGAGUUCAUGGGAAUCAACAUGGAAGUGAUCAGUGCCCUUCUUGACUUCCUUGAGAAGCGUCUGCACCAGACCCACAGGCUGAAGGAGUGUGUGGCACCUGUACUGAGCGUGUUGACGGAAUGUGCCCGCAUGCACCGUCCUGCCAGGAAGUUCCUGAAGGCCCAGGUCCUGCCCCCUCUGAGGGAUGUGAAGACGCGGCCUGAGGUGGGGGACCUACUUCGAAACAAGCUUGUCCGUCUCAUGACUCACCUGGAUACAGAUGUGAAGAGGGUAGCUGCUGAGUUCCUCUUUGUCUUAUGCUCGGAGAGUGUGCCCCGAUUCAUCAAGUACACAGGCUACGGGAAUGCUGCCGGUCUCCUGGCUGCCAGGGGCCUCAUGGCUGGGGGCCGGCCCGAGGGCCAGUACUCAGAGGAUGAGGACACCGACACAGAGGAGUACCGGGAAGCCAAGGCCAGCAUCAACCCUGUGACCGGAAGAGUGGAAGAGAAGCCACCCAAUCCUAUGGAAGGCAUGACAGAGGAGCAGAAGGAACAUGAGGCCAUGAAGCUAGUGAACAUGUUUGACAAGCUCUCCAGGCACAGAGUCAUCCAACCCAUGGGGAUGAGUCCCCGAGGUCACCUCACUUCUCUGCAAGAUGCCAUGUGUGAGGCUAUGGAGGGACAACUGUCCUCAGAUCCCGACUCAGACCCUGACUGAAGAUGGCGGCGGUUUUGCUCCCCUUCAGACCUGGUGCUGCUUCCAGACGUGUCCUUGGGGUGCUGCCUAGAGAAGCCACACUCUCUCUAGCAGGGGAGCCUUUCUCUUUACUCCCCACACUAUCCAUGAUUUGCCUUUGGUCCAGUUUCUUGUGUUUAGGACUGUGGUAGUCGUACUCUGUGAAGACUGGGAAGCCACCCUUCAUUUCCACAAGUGAAGUUGUUUCUUUGAUAUUUGCCAAGCAUAUGUCGUGGCUGCCGACAUGGGCAGAGCUGCCUUGGCACAUAAAUGAACAUGCAUGUAUGAGGGUGGUGACUUAGUGGGUGUACACUGUGUAGGCAUGUCUGGGCUGUGCCAGCCCAGAGCCCAUGUGUGGGGCAUAUGCUGUGUUUCACUGUUUAAAUGUGCCAGGAAACACACAGAGCACCCCAGUUCCUACUUGUGGUCCCACUGAGCACAGGACCAGUGGCCUCUUCUAGGUUCUUGGUCCUGGUCCAACCACCGCUGCAUUGUUCACAUACCUGAGCCUCACUGGCUGAAAGCUCAGUCAGUCACAGCACUGGUGUGAUUGGUGAAGGCAAGGGUUGUAAGACAAAGUAAAAUCUGAGAUUUCUGAGGCACAGACUAAAGAGAGUCUGGGACAAGACUGGAUAUCUGUGAAGUAGCCAGGUGAAAGGAUAUUAAACAGAAACUAAUUCCAUUCUCUUAGAAUUUAAGAUUUCCUAGAUCAUGGCACAUCUGCUGUUGUUGGAGAACAAGGAUAGGAGGCCCCAUUCCCUGGAAUCUGCUGCUGGUCUGCCCGUCAGCCCUGGUCAGAAUGGGUGCAGUAACAGGAGGUACUUCUGCCUGGGAAACAGCCUGCACUAUAUCCUCUGGGUAGGAGCAGAGGAGGAAGCAGCUGUGCUUAAUCAUAGCUGCACACAGGACAGGAAAAAUAGGAGAUGCAUGGGAUCUCCCAGAGUAAUUCCUGCCACUGGUUAUAGCACCGUUGCUGGAGAAGCCUGAGUGGAUAGCGGAAAGUGGCUUAGCAAGGGCUGGGCAGAUGGGACUCCUGAGGGUCUGUAGGAAAAGGAGCCUGAGUUAAUACAGGGUGAGUCAGUUCAGUCUUGUCACCCAAGAGGAUGACACCCACAUUACCUGAAAUAUGUUAGCGCUUACUGUCCUGAAGAUACAAAUGAAAGGAUGCCAAGUUUUAUACUAAAAUUUAUUUCAUGCGAGAAAUAAUUUUUUUUUUUUUUUUUUGCUUGUUUGUUAAAGAUGCCUCUGUAGAGAAGGGCAUGCUAGAUUACCCUAGUAUGUCUAUCCCUGGUCUGGCAAUGGAUGGACAUGCCAUGCUGCCCACUGCCAGAAAGGUGCACUCUACAUUGCAGGCUUCAGCAGUGGUGGGACACACGGAGCUCCUCUGCAGUGUGAUGGCAUGGCCCCAGGGUAAACAUCCUGGGCAGUCUUUCCGAAGCAGCUUCAGAAGACCGUUACCCAGGUCACACGUGGUUUGGCCCAGAUUUGUAAAUGUGUCCGAGCUGUUUUCAGGCAUGUCUCCCUGGAGAGGACCUCCUGUGUGACUUUCCCGCAGGUGACAAUAGUUUUAUCUGUCCUGUCCAUCCAGCUGGAACAGACAGGAGGUCAGUUAACUUCACACACACACAGGCUGCAUCCCAGACCUGGAGCAGUCAUUGAAGUCAAGUAAAAUACUUUAAAGUGAACAAGAAAAGGGAUCCCAGAAGGCCUAGCACAACAUGGGUGGCUAAAUAAAGACUGUUUUCCAAGAAAUGGCACCAGCGUAAUUCAGCCCUAAGAGCCAAAUUUUGAAACAAAAAGAUAAAAAUAAUACUGGUGGUUAUAUCUCAUCUCUGGAAGCAGUAAAUGCCAAGGCUCGUCCUAGCUUUUCUUUGGCCCAUUUCAUUAAGAGCUCAGACUAAACACAAGAGGCUGGGAGCUUUUGCCAGUGAAGAUGAGGAGACUGCUUGCUGGCCAUGGCCCAGAGCCACAAGACAGAUAAGGGGCUGGAAUUUUCUUAAGAUUCUAUCUUAGCAACAACAGAACAUCAGUUAUGAUAAUGAUAUAUUGUGGUGGAAUCCUCUGGGCCGUGCUGCUCUUGUCUAUAAUCAUAGAGUUGGGGGUUGAAUGCUAGCGUACCACUAUAGAAAAUAAACACAUAUAACAUAAUUCUCAUAGGAAAUCAUUUUCUGAGUCACAGAUACUAUAAAGUCUCAAAAGCAAAGUGUUCUCUGGCUUCCUAUUCCCAGUGGCUGUAAUGAAUAAUGACACUGAUUAAUAAAUCAUGCCUGGUUAGCUCUGUCCCA